CGUGUGUCUGGGCGGAGCCGGUGAAUAAAAGAAACAUCCCCUACAUGCUAUGACUAAACCGAGUUCCAAUAUUAUUUAGAAGUUGUUUGGUCGGCAGUUUAAGAAGAUUAAACUUUGUGUCUGUGACUGUGAAACUCGCGCUGACAGCUCUGACGCAGGUCCCGCGUGAGCGAGUUGGAACGAGACAGGAAGUAGGAAGAAGAAGCAGAAGAAGAACGCAGCGGCGGGAACAGACGGGGAGAUACUCAGCCAGGCAUGAGCAGCGCACACCUGGACGAAUGGCAGAGGAGGUCCUUUGACAUUUCAUCUGGCAGCUGUACACCUGAACAGACGGCCGAUGCCUACCGAGCCCACAUCCUCUCCAUUCAGUAUGCAUGGGCAAGCUCCCAGCUCUCUCAGGCCGGCGCGGCCAGCCUGCUCAGGACCUACUCGGAGCGCUACGGCUCGGUGCUGGACUCGGAUGACCCUCGCACGGGGCUCAACAACUAUGCAGAGAGCGUGCUCCAUCUGGUCCGCAGUCAGAAGAACCACAGCGACAAAUGGGAGUCGGGCCUCACCGCGGAGAGCGUGCUGGAGCUGCCCAGCGUACGGAAGAUGAUUCAGGCGAGAACGGGGGGAGAAGGCUUCCAUGUGGCUCCGGCAGAUGUUAACGUUCCGGUGGGACAAGAGGGCAGAGGCAGCUCCGUCUCUGCCCCCUCCACAGGAGGCAGGUCAGAAGCUGCGUUAUUUAAAGCUGCGGCAGUGCCACCGUCUAAAUCAGAGGUUAACAGCGCUGCCAGAAAUCCUGCGUCUGUGUCUGCCGAGGGCACGAGAGGCUGUAAUGUGUUCUCCAACAGUAUAAACCCGUCCUCCGGGCCUCCGGCUCGACCUCAGUCUUUGUUCGGCCACCCUCCAGCUCUUCCGCAGGCCACUGCUGGCACUGCUCGGGGAUUGCAAAACCAUCAGCCCGCCUUAUUUCCAGCCUCAAAUCCAUCUAAACGGAAGAACUUCUACAGCCCGGACGGAGGGGAGACCAGCAGGGGAUCGCACGGAGGUCAAGGAAGCGCUGACCCGCGAGCUGGAGGCAACUUCAAAUCCGCUCGAGAGCAGUUUGUUAUUGACCAGCAGAAGAAAAAUUCCCAUCAGCCCCAGAGAGCGCAGACGCCUGGGAUGGGAGCAAUUGUCAAGAAAUCUCUCGGUGCCAACAGACCUCGAGGCGCGUUCUCAAAGUUUGUGCCGCCCGUCGCGCGACAGGAGGGGGAGGAGAGCAGCGCGAGCCGGAACCAGAGCGAGGAGCCCCAGAUCCUGGACGAGCGUCUGAAGAACUUCGAGCCGAAGAUCGUGGAGUUGAUCAUGAGUGAGAUCAUGGACCACGGCCCUCCUGUGGCCUGGGACGACAUCGCCGGCCUGGAGUUCGCCAAGACCACGAUCAAGGAGAUCGUGGUUUGGCCCAUGCUGCGGCCUGACAUCUUCACUGGCCUCCGCGGGCCGCCCAAAGGCAUCCUGCUGUUCGGCCCCCCGGGGACCGGAAAGACUCUCAUUGGGAAAUGCAUUGCCUGCCAGUCGGGCGCCACCUUCUUCAGCAUCAGCGCCUCGUCGCUCACGUCGAAGUGGGUGGGCGAAGGAGAAAAGAUGGUGCGCGCCCUGUUUGCCAUCGCGCGCUGCCACCAGCCCGCCGUCAUCUUCAUCGACGAGAUCGAUUCCCUGCUGUCCCAGCGGACCGACGGCGAGCACGACUCGUCCCGCAGGAUCAAGACGGAGUUCUUGGUGCAGCUGGACGGCGCCGCCACUGCGGCCGAGGAUCGCAUCCUGGUGGUGGGCGCCACCAACCGGCCGCAGGAGAUCGACGAGGCCGCCCGCAGGCGCCUGGCCAAGCGGCUCUACAUCCCUCUGCCCGAGGCGGCCGCCCGCCGCCAGAUCGUCACCAACCUCAUGACCCGGGAGAAGAACCAGCUGAGGGAGCAGGAGCUGGAGGGCGUCGUCGCGGCGACCCAGGGCUUCUCCGGCGCCGACAUGACCCAGCUGUGUCGGGAGGCGGCGCUGGGGCCGAUUCGCAGCAUCCAGCUCGGCGACAUCGCCACCAUCACGGCGGAUCAGGUCCGUCCGAUCCUCUACUGCGACUUCCAGGAGGCCCUGAAGACCGUCCGGCCCAGCGUGUCGGCGAAAGACCUGGAGCUGUACGAGGACUGGAACAAGACGUUCGGGUGCGGACGCUGACGUCUUCCCCUGCCGCCGCUCGCCUCCCACUUCCUGCCGAAGUCGAAAGUGUAAACAGGAGUUAUUAAGAGUCUGCUGCGCAUCGUUUUUGAAAUGCAGCCUUCUACUUGUUCUAAUUAGCCUCCUUCACCGGUCGCACUCAGAGGUUUUGCUCUCAGCACAGUUUACUUGCUCAUCAGUCUCGGCAGGCUGCGUUACGCAUCCAAAUGAUUCUGGGGCGUUUUGAAAAGAGUCGGCCUGUUUUGUUCUGAUACCGAUUCUUCUGCUGCUCUGCGGUUUGGUGGGAUUGUUGAGCACCGCAUUGUGUUGCAGAUGAAGCACUGAUCUCUCUUUAAAUUUGUUUUUUAGUCGUUCCCGUCCGUCCUGAAAUACUCUGAGGGGAGACGUUAAUGUUUUGUUUUCUUUACCGCAGACAUUCCCACCUCUUCCUCACACUACAUGGCAAGUUGUUUUCUAUUCAUGUUCAUACUUAUAUUUUUGUGAAUAAAAUUAUUUUGAACUCUCA
This is a messenger RNA of Salarias fasciatus (jewelled blenny), 2701 nucleotides long. RefSeq names its product fidgetin-like 1 (gene fignl1). The transcript has 3 exons. Lineage: Eukaryota; Metazoa; Chordata; Actinopteri; Blenniiformes; Blenniidae. Gene Ontology annotation, molecular function: microtubule severing ATPase activity; ATP hydrolysis activity; ATP binding. Bases 256 to 2196 code for a protein of 646 amino acids. The record is from RefSeq and is a predicted model, not a curated record.